Messenger RNA from Cyclopterus lumpus (lumpfish), 6427 nucleotides. It is a transcript of the gene slco5a1a, whose product is annotated as solute carrier organic anion transporter family member 5A1a. Gene Ontology annotation, molecular function: protein binding. Gene Ontology annotation, biological process: transmembrane transport; sodium-independent organic anion transport. Bases 909 to 3548 code for a protein of 879 amino acids. Lineage: Eukaryota; Metazoa; Chordata; Actinopteri; Perciformes; Cyclopteridae. The transcript is spliced from 9 exons. The record is from RefSeq and is a predicted model, not a curated record. Gene Ontology annotation, cellular component: membrane.
GCUUGACGCGAUUGUUUUUUUUCCAAAACAGCGAGCAGCUGAGCACUGCGGUGUUUUUCUGAGCACCCCGUCACCAGACACACUCUCUCUCUCUCUCUCUCUCUCUCUCUCUCUCUCUCUCUCUCUCUCUCUCUCUCUCUCUCUCUCUCUCUCUCAAUCUCUCUCUCUCAUUUCACAAACAUUGUUUUUCAUGCACAUCUCCAGGGAUUUAAAACGAAAUAUAAUCACUAAACGACAACCUCGCUCGCCCGCUGGGACGACAGCUGGUGCUGUGAUAACAUCGGGACGGGGGUGGGGGGUGGGGAGGGGGUGAUGCCCUUGACUUGGGGGGGAGGAGGAGGAGCUGGGAGGAAAAUUGGAAUCAUCAUCAUCAUCUAAUGUACCCGAGAGAAGUGCCAUUGUAACUGUGAUCUUCAUUGGCAGGAGUGUCGGCGAUGCUGCGCAUGCUCUGCAAGUUCACUUCAUCCCUGCCGGCUGAGCAGCAGCAGCAGCAGCAGCAGCGUCCUGUAUAGGCGAGCCAUCGAGGGGAAAAUGUUGUGCAUCUGCAGGGAUCCUCGGCCCUGGAGCUCCGCGGGUCGAGCUGAGGAGGCCUGAGACAGUCUCUCCACCCUCCGGAUCGGAUGGUGGCAGAAGGCGAAGUGUGCAUGCCCAGAUAAACAGAGGCUGUCCAGCCUGCGCUUUGCAGAUAAGCAGAAGCUGUGUGAGUCAACUCUCCCUUUUGGGUUGAUAUUGUUGCUUUUUAUUUCUUCUUCCAUUCGUGUGCCAGACUUGUGGGAGUCCAUGUACUUAUUAAUAAUACAUGUCCUGGGCAGCAGCCCCUGAACUGUGAAUGUGUGCUUGGAACUGGGGCGUUUUUUUCUGAACGUCUAAAAGGAAGGAAGGAAGGAAGGAAGGUUUGCCUGUAAGUAAUGGCUGACUGCGAGGAAUCGGAGUUGUCCGAGUCCCUCCAGAAGGAGGACGGCUCCUCCAGCGAGCCGGAGGAGCCGGGCACGGACUUCAAAUCUAAAAGUCUGCCCGUUCUGAACGAAGAGGCGCCUCAGGAGGAAACGCUGCUGGCCAGUUCCGCGUCCAUAAUGGCGGAGGAGAGCGCCGAAUUCAUCCAGCUGACGGCCAAGACCGAGUCCUUUCAGUCCCCGACGAGAGCAAACUACCAGCCCAAGCCGGGGAAGUCGGCGCUGAACAGGCCGAGCUCGUACAUGGAGAGCACGGAGAUCCGCAGGAGUAAAAACAUGGCGAGGAGGAAGCAGCCGGGGAUCUUCGCCUCCAGGCUGGCUCGGAUACGUCUGCCCAGCAGGAAGUACCUAAACGUUUUCGUCCAGGACUCUCGCUGCUUCCUGUUCUGCAUGUGCUACCUGACGUUCAUCCAGUCGCUCAUGGUGUCCGGCUACCUCAGCAGCGUCAUCACCACCAUCGAGAAAAGGUACAGCCUGCGGAGCUCCGAGUCGGGCCUCCUCGUCAGCUGUUUCGACAUCGGGAGCCUCCUGGUGGUCGUCUUCAUUAGCUACUUCGGCGGGCGGGGCCAGAGGCCUCGCUGGCUGGCGGUGGGUGGCAUCUUCAUUGCCGUGGGCGCCGCCCUCUUCUCCCUACCUCACUUCAUCUCCCCGCCCUACCAGAUCCAGGAGGUCAACUCGUCCUUCGGCAACGAGGGCCUCUGCAUGACCAGCAACGCCAGCGGCCGCGUCGAUAUCUCUUCCUGUCCCCGGGACCAGGAGGGCAACGAGCACAACCUGUACGUGGCGCUGUUCGUCAUCGCUCAGAUCCUGGUGGGUAUGGGGUCCACGCCCAUCUACACGCUGGGACCCACCUACCUGGAUGACAACGUCAAGAAGGAGAACGCCUCGCUGUACCUCGCCAUCAUGUAUGUGAUGGGAGCACUGGGUCCAGCGGCUGGUUACCUGCUGGGAGGAGUCCUCAUCGGCUUUUACGUGGACCCAAAGACCGCCGUCACCAUCGAUCAAAGCGACCCCCGCUUCAUCGGCAACUGGUGGAGCGGGUUCCUGCUGUGUGCCGUGGCCAUGCUGCUGGUCAUCUUCCCCAUGUUCACCUUCCCCAAGAAGCUGCCCCCCCGACACAAGAAGAAGAAGAGGAGGAAAAAGGUGAGCCUGGACGACCUGUCCAGCGACGACGACGUCCUCAAGGAGAAGAGCAACAACGUUAAGAGCCAGGCGGUCAACUCGUCCAUGGGCUUCGGGAAAGACAUCAAAGACCUGCCCAAAGCGGCAGUGAGGAUCCUCAGCAACGUGACCUUCCUGUUCGUCAGCCUCUCCUACACGGCAGAAAGCGCCAUCGUCACGGCUUUCAUCACCUUCAUCCCCAAGUUCAUCGAGUCCCAGUUUGGCAUCCCGGCCUCCAGCGCCAGCAUCUAUACCGGUUUGAUUAUCGUGCCGAGCGCCGGCGUGGGCAUAUUCCUGGGCGGCUACAUCAUUAAGAAGCUGAAGCUGGGAGCUCGUGAGUCGGCCAAGCUGGCCAUGAUCUGCAGCGGAGUCUCCCUGCUCUGCUUCUCCACGCUGUUCAUCGUGGGCUGCGAGAGCAUCAACCUGGGAGGCAUCAACAUCCCCUACACCACCGGACCGACUCUCACCAUGACCCAGAGGAACCUGACCGGAGGUUGCAAUGUGAACUGCGGCUGUAAGAUCCACGAGUACGCUCCGGUCUGCGGGUCCGAUGGCAUCACGUACUUUAACCCCUGCCUGGCCGGCUGCAGCAGCGUGGCCAACGACAGCACCGGGAUCCGCAACUACUCGGACUGCGCCUGCGUCCAGAGCCGCCAGGUCAUCACGCCGUCGUCCGGCGGUCAGGGCGGCAACCAGCUGCAGCUCGUCAUCGUCAAGACCUACCUGAACGAGAACGGCUACGCCGUGGCGGGGAAGUGCAACCGCGCCUGCAGCACCCUCAUCCCCUUCCUCAUCUUCCUCUUCAUCGUCACGCUCAUCACCGCCUGCGCCCAGCCCUCCGCCAUCAUCGUCACGCUCCGGUCUGUCGCGGAGCAGGAGAGGCCGUUCGCUCUGGGAAUGCAGUUCGUCCUCCUCAGGACUUUGGCCUAUAUCCCGACGCCCAUUUACUUCGGCGCCGUCAUCGACACCACCUGCAUGCUGUGGCAGCAGGACUGCGGCGUCCACGGCUCCUGCUGGGAGUACGACGUCACCUCCCUGCGCUUCGUCUACUUCGGCCUCGCCGCCAGCCUCAAGUUCUUCGGCUUCUUCUUCAUCUUCCUCACGUGGUACUCCAUCAAGUACAAGGAGGAGCGGGUGGAGCGCUGGCUCAAGCGCCACCUGUCGCCCGUCGACACCGUGGGCAGCCUCGUCUGCCACCCGGGCGGCCACAAGGGACACGCCCGCACCCGCUCGUGCCCCGUCAACAUCCCGCGGAACGACCCCUGCGCCCUGCCCGCCAACGCGCCGCCGCGCGCCGGCCCCCUCAACCGCGGCGUCAGCACCCAGAGUUGCCCCGGCAAUGAGGUCAAAGCAGCAAUGCCUCCUCCUGCGGCCGCGGCGCCGCCCGCCCCCGCGCCGGCCCGCUCGCUGGAACACGUUUCAGCCAGAGUCUGAGUUUCAGAAGGAGGAGGGUGGGGGGAGGGGGGAGGAGGGAGAGGCAGGUCUCACCCACUGACGUUUAUUCUGAAAACCGCCGUCUAAGGUCCGGCUCUCACCUCAUCGUUUUUUUGUUGUUGUUGUCCUCGCUAAACUGCCUCUGUGGGUUAAUAAAAAUGAAUCGGAAACCUCCCGGAUCGGCGGUCGAAAGAUGAAAAGUCGGACGGAUUUGGGGAACCAAACCCUCCUCGGACAUGAAAAAAAAAAAAAACCCGCUUGGUUGCUGAAAAUGUUGAAAGCGACCGUGUGUUUUCUUUGUUCGCCGUCAGCAGCCGGCGAACAAAAGCUCAGCUUUUCCACUUUGGAUGGAGGAGAGUUCACCACUCAAACACACACCCCCCCCCCCUGACCUCGGCAGUAUAUGUGCCUUCUGUCGCCACGGUCCUCACAUGUACAGUAUACAUACGUGCAAACACACUGGACGUCCAGACAGACUGUGCUCCCCCCCCCCCCCCCCCAACCUGUAGGUAGAAGAGUCACCUGAACGGGUACCUCGGCUUCGCCAGGGUACCCCCCCCCCCCUCCUCCACCUCUACCUCCACAUCUGUGUUCUUUUUUAAUUUUUAGUUUUUAGUUGUUUUUUUUUGUUUGAGUUUUUCCGGACACUGCAUAUCAUCACAGCGCUCUCACGGAAACAAGAAAAAGAAAAAGAAAAAGGAGAAGAGAAAAAAAAAAAGGAGAACCCGAUGAAAAUGUGAUACACUGCAAUUAAGUGUUGACAACCGGAAACCGAUGGAAUGGUGCUAAUAUGAAAUAGUCGUGUUUUAGUGUUUCUUUUUUUUUUUUUGUUCUUUUUGCUCAUUUUUAGGGUUUAGAAAACGCUUCAAAAGAACCCGACUGGACAAACGCAGAACGCAUUCCUGUCCCGCGCACGGCCUUUUUGUGCUGCUCCCCUGGCACAAUGACGCGUCGUGUUACCCGCUGGAAGUCGUUAUUGUUUGGCUUUUGCCGGCUCCACACAAUGCAUCCAUACGUCCGAGCGGUCGCCCUCCUGACGAAGCAGCGUGAUAAGUGGUUUAACCUAUUAAAAAAAAAUAUAUAUAUAAAUCUUCUCGUUUAUUCAGUUUUUCUGUGAUUUUUUAUUUUUUUUAAUUUAUUUUUUUUAAACAUUUUAUAAAACGCAGAAAGGCAGCAAAAUGCUCACAUUUGAGAAGCUGUAACUUUUAAAUGUUUUGUGUCUCCGCUCAAUCGGAUUAUUGUUAAGUUAAAUUCAUUCAGUUCACUAAUCGCUGACGGUUUUAGCUCUAGUUCAGACCCCAAUUUAGCUAAUGAAGUAGUUCAUGUGCAGAAUAAUUCAUUUAAAAAAUCAAUUGUUACAAUGCAGAAAAGGUAUCGCAUAGAUAUUACGAGCUUUUUGACAAAAACGAUCUCACGUCGAGCUUCAUUUCGUAGCUUUCGAUAACGUCGUUAUGGAUCUGUAGGAUCUUUUCUUUUCUUUUCUCUGAGCACUUUUGGGACUUUUUCAUUCAUCUUUGCUGAGAAGUUGCAGGUUAACAACAAUAAUAAUAAUAAUAAUAGUACAACUUAUCUUAUCACACUGGCAGAUUAUUGUCAUUUAUUUAAAUGAGCCAACGGCCACUAAAAUCAUCUAAUCUUGUCUUAUUUUUAUUUUUUUUAAGAGAAACAUCUUACUCAAAGAAAACAGGUAGAAAUUAUACUUUAAAAAAAAAAUAAUAAUAAAAAAAAAAGUCAACAAUUCAACCACCAUAAAAUGUUUUUAUUUAGUUAGUUAGUGGAUAAAAUAGUGAACAUUUUAGCGGAUGUAGCUGCCUACAGAAAAAAAGUAUUAUUUUUAAUAAGCAACUGAACAAUCUAAUUAUGACGAUUGAAUGUUGAAAUUGAAAUACCGCUAUCCCACGGGAAUGUUUUAUUUUGAAAACCAUCUAUUUUAAUUGAUGUGGUUUCCUCUUUACUAAAGUCAUUUCGAUUUCUAUUAUUUUUAAGGUCAACAAAUUCAGAUAAGAAUGUUUGUGUGAAUUUAUUUUAUUUUAUUUUGACCUUAGUUAGAAAUGUGUGUCUUAGUUUGUUUUUUUUGUAAAUAUUUUCAACGCUUUGAUUUUUGAAUCCUGAAACGAGUAAACGCACACAGCGGUUUUGCGUUUAAAAAAAAAAAAAUUUAUUAUCCAUUUUUGGCAAAUUCAACAAAAGGGGAAUUUACAUUAAUUCAGACAAAUGGUUUUCAAAGUAAAAUAUUUCAGUUCACCAUUUAGUGUUCACUAAUGGAUCCAUUUCACAGUUGGUCAACCAGUUAUUUAUACAAAAAUACAGAUGGUUAUGGUGAUAAUUUGCUUCCUAUUGGGGGGGGGGGGGGGUGAUUACUCUAUAAAUACAUUUCUGAGCUAUAAGAACCGGAGUAACAGUAUUACUUAUUAAUAAUCCACUUGUUUCCUAAAGAGCAGCUUUCUUGCUCCUGACCGAGUUAGUGUUAAAUCUUUUCCUGCUAACCGUGACUCGUAUGUAUAAUUUAAGAGGCUCUGAGGACACCUGCUGGGUAGAAAUGGAACAGCAUGUAGACCGGAAGGCAUGAAUUCAACCAAAAUCAUGUCUCAGGCCCAGGAUGAGAAGACAGAUAAAUGUGAUAAUAAAAAAUUUAAAAAAACACCAAAACAGUGUUAACAAGGUGGGGGGGGGGCGGAGUCUUCUUGUGUCUCAGACAAUCAGUAUUUUUUACAUUUGAGACUUUGAAAAUAGAUGUUUAUUUUGUGAUUGUUCACUUUCUGUUUCCUCGUCAAAUCAAUCUGGUGAUUAUUUGCUUAGUUCAUUGGUUAAUAGUGUUUAGUGUAUAAAAUGUAAAAAAAAUAAUAAUAAUUAAAUAAAACCUGUUACAGCGUCUCCAA